Molecule: messenger RNA, 2040 nt
Organism: Chelmon rostratus (copperband butterflyfish)
Lineage: Eukaryota; Metazoa; Chordata; Actinopteri; Chaetodontiformes; Chaetodontidae
Gene: col9a1b
Product: collagen, type IX, alpha 1b
Exons: 32
Coding region: 1-2040 (679 amino acids)
Source: RefSeq, a predicted model, not a curated record
AUGGCUCGGGCCCCCAGCGUUAGAGGGCCACUUCUGGUUUUGCUCCUGCAGCUUGUCCUCAUCUGCUCCGCUCAAAGGAACCAAGGACCCGCCGGCCCCCCGGGACCUGCAGGCGUCCCAGGAAUUGAUGGCGUUGCUGGAGAAAGGGGAGCAGAUGGCGAGGAUGGUCUUCCUGGGCCUGACGGAGACGCAGGUAAACCCGGCUCUUCAGGAUUACCUGGAAUUCCUGGAAACGACGGUUUGACCGGCCCUAUUGGAGAUCCUGGGCCCGAUGGUCCCCCCGGACAGAAAGGUGAACCGGGGAAACCUGGACCUCGAGGAGCAACUGGUGUUGGGCCAGAUGGACCCCCUGGACCACCCGGGCCUGGAGGACUUCUGGGUGAAGUGGGAAAAGUUGGACCACCUGGCGCUAUGGGUGUGAGAGGGCCACAGGGACCCCGUGGACCAACAGGGCCCAGAGGUGCAGCUGGAAUGCUUGGCAGUGCUGACCUGUGCCAAAACUCCUGUCCACCCGGGGCCCCUGGACAUCCCGGCCUCCCCGGCAUGAAGGGCCACAAAGGUGUCAAAGGCGAAGCAGGAGAACCCGGGAAACAAGGGCACAAGGGUGAGGAGGGAGACCAGGGGAGCCAAGGGGAGGUCGGAUCCCAAGGACCCAUGGGUCCUCAGGGAAUUCGUGGAGCCAUGGGAAUGAUGGGCCGCAAGGGAGAGAUGGGGGCUCGAGGUCUUGAUGGGGAUCCAGGUCCCCAGGGUGUUGCAGGAGCCACUGGGGAUCGAGGCCAGAGAGGCACCAUGGGCGAGGUUGGGCCUAAAGGUGAAAUGGGUAUUCAAGGGCUGAGAGGAAUCACAGGUCUUCCAGGUCCUAAAGGAGAGGCUGGCUUACCUGGUGUGGAUGGGCGCGAGGGUAUUCCUGGGAUGCCGGGGGCAAAGGGAGGCAUCGGGAAGGCGGGCGUUCCUGGAGAGGUCGGACUUCAGGGGCUUCCUGGUUUGCCUGGUUCACCCGGACAAAAAGGCUUGAGCGGCCCUAAGGGAGACGCUGGUCAGCCAGGCCUUCCUGGAACAAUGGGACCUGCUGGCAAAGCAGGCGAGCGCGGCGAGCAGGGAGAGGUGGGACCUGCCGGACCUAUCGGUGAACCCGGAGCCAUAGGAGAGCAAGGCCAUUCGGGUCCAGCCGGCAAGCCGGGUGCCAGGGGACCCAAAGGUGACCCCGGCCUUCCUGGUCUCCCUGGUCCUCCAGGCCUGCCCGGGGUGAAAGGAGAGAGGGGGGACCGUGGAGAACCAGGACCCAAGGGAGAGCAGGGAGUGCAAGGUGAUGAGGGAAACCCUGGAGAGAAAGGCGACGCUGGUGAGCCAGGAGAACCUGGACCUAAAGGAGAGCUCGGUAACCCCGGCGAGCCUGGCAGAAGGGGUCCCGAGGGAAGCCGAGGCCAGCCUGGCAUCGAGGGGCCGCCAGGGACACCUGGACCACGGGGCAUGCAGGGGAACAGGGGCACAUCUGGGGUCAGAGGGUCCCAGGGUCCUGCGGGUAAAGAGCCAAGUGAUCAGCACAUCAAACAAGUGUGCAUGCGAGUCAUGCAAGAACAGCUGGCCCAGUUAGCGGCUAGUUUAAGGAGGCCAGAGUCUGGCAUAGCUGGUUUACCUGGAAAACCUGGACCUCCAGGGCCUCCUGGGAUUCCUGGAGACAAUGGCUUACCUGGGCAGGGUGGAGCAAGAGGCCUUCCAGGACUCAAAGGGCCACCAGGAGCUAUGGGAGUCAAAGGACCCAAAGGUGAGAUGGGAGACAGAGGCUCCAGAGGGCCCACUGCACGAGGACCCAAAGGUCAGCCAGGACCUCCCGGACUACCAGGCGAGCCAGGCAAACCUGGCUACGGCCAGGAUGGUCGGGACGGGCAGAGGGGGCCUCCCGGUGUUCCCGGACAGCCCGGUGUACCCGGGCCUCCCGGUUCAGCCGGUCCUAAUGGUUACUGCGACCCGUCGGCCUGCAACCUCCAGGCGGGGGCCGCCCACCAGUCUCUGGAUGUGAAGGGACCAGCAGGGAACUAA